AUGGUCCGCCGCCGCCCAACCUGGCGCGACCGCAUCUUCGAGCCCGCCUCCCUGCCCGCCUCCCCCUUCCCCCCUGCAUCUCCCGAGCGCCCCAUCACCCUCGCCCAAAUGGCCGCCACCGUCGCCCCCUGCGCAACCGAUUCACGCUACCAUCUGCUAUCCUGCGGCCACAAAAUCCACACCACCACGACCCUCUCCUGCGGCACCAACUGCAAGCACCCGGCCACUGAGGCGGAGUUCUUCUGCGCACGCUGCUUCACUGAGCCACUCGAGGAGUCCAUGUCCGCGGAUCUAGUCAGCGCGCGGCUCGCGCGGGCGAUUGCGGAUGACUGCGGUCCGUACAAGAAGCGGGAGUGUGAAGCGGUGCCGGACAGGGAAGAGGUUGUGGACCUUCUUGCUGACAUGUUUGGGAAGGACUAUGACGAAGCGGUGAAGGAGGAGGAGGCGAAAGAGGAGAAGAAGGAGAGGAAGCGCCCGGGGGGCAAGCCGGUCACGCCGUCUAUGCGCGAGUCUACUGUGAAGGGAGAGGAGAAGGAGGGGAAGGAGAGGAAGCGCCCGGGUCGUGGCAGUGCGGUGAUGCUGAAGCGUCGAGAUCGUUCUGCUUCACCUGUGGGUGAGAGCUCUCGACGACGUCGGUCUCGCUCCCCGCUCCCAAGACGCGCGGAAAACGAGUAG
Molecule: messenger RNA, 675 nt
Organism: Mytilinidion resinicola
Lineage: Eukaryota; Fungi; Ascomycota; Dothideomycetes; Mytilinidiales; Mytilinidiaceae
Exons: 1
Coding region: 1-675 (224 amino acids)
Source: RefSeq, a predicted model, not a curated record